AUGCGCCUUGCGGGUCUCGACUUUCUCGGUUUACUGGCAGUGCUCUCCACGGUCUCUUCCGCUGGCGCUGUUGUCAAACAUCCUAUACCCCGUCGGGACCCUUUCGUUGACCCCAAACAUGAUCCAUACAAUCCUUUAAGAUAUAUCGCGACCAAUUCCUUGACGGCAGUUGCAUUCUCACUCGUUUUACUCGUAGGCUUGUUGCAAUCGUUGUGCAUGAAGAGGUGGGGCGCGAGAUGGAUGCUAUCCAUGGUGAUAGGAGCCUACACCUUUGCAUUCGGCCUCGCAACACGAUUCGGACUACAUCUCCAUCCUCAAUCCAAGGGUCUCUAUAUCGUGGAAUAUUUGUUUGUUGUCCUAUCUCCUUGUGCAUUUAUUGCCUCAGACUACGUCCUACUUGGUCAGAUUGCGAGGCAUCUGGGAGUAGACGAGUACCUCCUUAUCUCUCCCCGCCGAAUCACUGUUGUCUUCAUUUUGUCCGACGUUACAACUUUUCUGAUACAGGCCAUUGGUGGUGCAUUAUCCGCAUCCGCAAACCAUGUAGAUCAGGCCUUGGUGGGAUCUCGUGUGUUUUUGGCCGGACUUGCCGCACAACUCGUCUCUUUUAUUGUGUUCACUUGCGUCUACCUAUUGUUUCUUUGGCGAGUCCGCAAACAUCGUCCGGAAGUAUGGUCAGUAGACAAGGAUAAGGCUUGGAGUAACGAUUGGCGCGCCCUCGCAGCAGCUUUAUUCAUCAGUUGUAUUGGAAUUCUGAUUCGUUCUGUGUUUCGUGUUGUAGAGCUUUCGGAGGGAUUCCAAGGCCAUCUCGCAACUUCUGAAGCGUUUUUCUAUGCGCUGGAUACUCUACCUCUGUUUAUGGCCAUCGCUAUCUAUAUUCCCUUUUGGCCAGGCCGAAUUCUUGCAUCAGCACAACCAAAUGAGCAAAAGGCGAGGGAGAUGGAGAAAGAAGAGGUGACUCGGAUUGAGUAGGUUUGGUGUUUUGCACCUUUACAUACAUAGACAAUUGCGAACUACAUAAUACGAUCGUGCGACGAGUUAGAAAGUCCUCCCAGAAAGGCGGCCAAACCAUUCCCAUCCUGAGAUCUCGAAUGGUCUUUCUGCCGCUCACGGUUCCUUGAUAACAAUUCUUGCAGACCUUGUUUCUUCCUUGAACGUGCUUUGGGUUGCAGGCUUGUGGCCUGUGUGAUGGGUAAUUGGUUGGACGAGGAGUGAUCGGUGGGUGUAGUGGGUGGCAAAUCAGGAUUUGGAAGUGAUUUAGAGACUUUAUCUAGCGGAUCCAACUGCACGCCACCGCAGGCAUGGCAGAGAGUGCGGAGGAGGGAUGGAGAGGUGGGCGUGUGUGAAAGGAAGCUGCGAUGACUGAAGCCAGCAUCAAAUUGACGACCACAUUUUUUACAUGUGUUGAAAGUAUUGUUAUAUGGGUGGUGGCGACGAGCACGACAAGUGUGGAGAGCAGCAAGCUCUGAAGAGACGGCGAGCAAGACAAAAGGAAGUGAU
Laccaria bicolor S238N-H82 is the source of this 1497-nucleotide messenger RNA. RefSeq names its product putative RTA1-like protein. The transcript is spliced from 7 exons. Bases 1 to 969 code for a protein of 322 amino acids. Lineage: Eukaryota; Fungi; Basidiomycota; Agaricomycetes; Agaricales; Hydnangiaceae. Gene Ontology annotation, cellular component: plasma membrane; fungal-type vacuole. The record is from RefSeq and is a predicted model, not a curated record.